Molecule: messenger RNA, 687 nt
Organism: Helobdella robusta
Lineage: Eukaryota; Metazoa; Annelida; Clitellata; Rhynchobdellida; Glossiphoniidae
Exons: 6
Coding region: 1-687 (228 amino acids)
Source: RefSeq, a predicted model, not a curated record
AUGGAGGAUUUAAUUAAAACGAUUGUUGUUGUCCUGCAAGCUUCUGGUCUGUCCAUAACUUAUGCCGAGGUUCCAGACUUUGCACUUCAGUUGAAGCUGCUGAUUAUUUCGAGGACGUUUAGACUGGACGACCCGACAGAAGAGGCAUUCGUCGGCAGCCAAUGUUCAGUCACAACCGUUGGAACUGCUUCGAACGCAGUUUUAUGCUUGAGAACUGAGCAGAAGUACAACCAGGUAGUAUCGAACACCUCAUUCAUGGUCGACAACUGCCCACCAGCAAUAAAAUCUACAGAGAUGUUUCGGAUCAAUGUCCCGCUACUCAGCUUUGUAAAGAGAAACAACAAAGUUCAGCUCGAUGACUCCCAGCCAACCACUUCGUUUGGACUGGGCAUCGACGAUAGAUAUUUUGUUUUUGUCAUUCAACAACAACAAUUAAACCAGCUGAGUAAUAAACAAUCGGAAGGCCUAGCGUUGUGGGAUGGUCUAGAUGAGAGUCCUAGUCGACCGCGCGAAGAAACUUUUGUCAAUCUGCACCACGUGACCAGUAGCAAAAACUCUGAUUGGAUGAUUUCGAACCCAGUAAUGACAACCAACUGUCCACCGGCUGACAUCAAUUUAAUUUUUACAACGUCAAAGUUCAUCUUGACAAAGUCAAUAUUUCCCUAUAUAUACAGCAAGGAGCACUGA